AGGGGAAGAUCGUCCUGAUUUGGACCCCUGCUGUUGCCGUAGUUACCAUGAAUGCAGAUGGAGGAAGGACGGCGAGGAAACAGAACGCCACGGCGGAGAGAACAUCAGAUCAGAACGGAGGAAGACGCCUGAACUUUGACCUCGACUUCGAGACACGGAGACUGGUUCCUGUUGGACGUCCUGAUCUGUCAAGAGGAGGUGCUCCUCCUCCUCCUCCCUCCUCUCCUCUCCUCUAUCACCUCCUCCUCUCUCUCUCUCCUCCUCUCCUCUCCUUUCCUCUCUCCUCCUCCCCCUCCUCCUCUCUCUCCUUCACCUCCUGCUGCUCCUCUGAAGGAGGAGGAGUUCCCUGCAGGACUCCUCCCGUCUCUCGAACUCGGGGAUGUUUGCGGAUUACUAAUAACGGCAGAGCGGACGGCGGCGCCGCGGCGGCGCUGGAAAUGGUCCAAUCAAGUGAGAUGUUAACAUCAAUUGUAGGCUUGGCGGAGGAGCGGCGAGGGAAAGAGGGAUGGCGAAAAUUAAACACACACUUGAUGGGAGGGAAAUUGGCCCCGUUCGCCGUGUCGGCGCCGUUUCACCUCGCCAAAUGAGCACCUUUAGCCGCGGGAGAAGAGAGACCUUUAGAUAAAACAGGAAAUCUUUCUCCUUAUUUCCUCCUCUGUCAGCCUCAACCGCCCGCCAUUCUGUUGUCUGUCACCGCCGCGCUCUAUUACUGUCAUUACGGCAAUCGGCGCCGCCGGUUAAUGUGUUUGUCUAUGUACACAAGUCAGAGGCGGCGUCCGUUUGAAUGACACCCAAUCUACAUGAGGCGGGAUUGGCCUUUUUUGGUUUCGGAGGGAAAUGGGAACCCGCUUUCUUCCUCUUAAUCAGACACCUCUGAUUGAUCCGCCCCUCGCCAUUCGCACGCCAGGCUGACUGACACGCCGCCAAACAGCCCCCCUGACCUCGCCCUCCUCCGGUUACCACUUUAAAGACCUGUUCGGGCGCCAUGGCGGCUCACAGCCUGACAGGCCGACGUUUGGCCUUAAUGGACAAACAGACAACCUACGCUGACACCUUCGCCACCGCCGCUCCGGACUGACGGCGUUCACGGGCUGGAGAUGGAAAAGAGGGGGGGGGGGGGACACAGGCUGAGAUGAGUUCUGACUGUUGGACCUCUUCCUGUCGGCUGAACGAACCGCCAUUUCCUGUUUGGGCUGUAAUGUCUGUAAUACGGGUCACAGCGCCGUUUAAGACGCCGGAGAGAUUGAAACUGAAGACUCAGCACCUCCUACGACUCGGCCAAUCAGAGCGCAGAGACACGACGCAGCAGCUCUUUGACAUCCUGGUCAGUUCGUGACGCUCUCCGGGUUUCUGGGCGCCGUUUUUAAUUCAGACGUAAAACUUGGAUGGAGACCUGGAUCUAUGGGGGGCCAAACAAACGGGGGCCAUGCCCCGCCUAGGACACGCCCCUGCUCAGACAAACGGCGCUCCACUCAGGUCUUCUCAGGGUUUCUACCUGACCACACCCUAAAGGUGACCACGUGGGCGGAGAGUCAGAGUCACAGAGUCAGAGAGUCAGGGAGUCAGAGAGUCAGAGAGUCAGAGAGUCAGAGAGUCAAAGAGUCAGAGAGUCAAAGAGUCAGAGAGUCAAAGAGUCAGUGAGUCAGAGAGUCAGAGAGUCAGAGUCAGAGAGUCAGAGAGAGUCAGAGAGUCAGAGAGUUAAAGAGUCAGAGAGUCAAAGAGUCAGUGAGUCAGUGAGUCAGUGAGUCAGAGAGUCAGAGUCAGAGAGUCAGAGAGUCAGAGUCAGAGAGUCAGAGUCAGAGAGUCAGAGUCAGAGAGUCAGAGAGUCAGUGAGUCAGAGAGUCAGAGAGUCAGUAACAGAGAGUCAGAGUCAGAGAGUCAGAGUCAGAGAGUCAGAGAGUCAGUGAGUCAGAGAGUCAGAGUCAGAGAGUCAGUAACAGAGAGUCAGAGUCAGAGAGUCAGAGAGUCAGAGUCAGAGAGUCAGAGUCAGAGAGUUAAAGAGUCAGUGAGUCAGAGAGUCAGAGAGUCAGUCAGGGAUUCAGAGUCAGAGAGUCAGUAAGAGUGAAAUAGAGUCAGUAGCUCCUGACAGUUUUCUGAGGGAAUCCAGUCCCCCAGGACUCCAGGGUUUUCCAGGCACACAAGCAGGCUUUCCACAGAUUUGUGUGUGUGUGUGUGUGUGUGUGUGUGUGUGUGAUUUCUGAGUGUGUGUGUGUGUGUGUGUGUGCGGUGUGUGUAUGUGUGUGUGAUUUCUGAGUGUGUGUGUUUGGGAUAUUUUUCAUCCCCGCCAGCCUCAGGAAGCUGCAGUCUGGCUGCGGAUCAGCGGUGCGCCUGAGGAGACACCUCUAUGGGAGCAGUGUUUGGAACCAGCCUCACACACACACACACACACACACACACACACACACACACACACACACUCCGUGUCAGAAACCACUUCACGUCCACACACACUGACAGGCCUGAGCACACACAGGUUGACCCGCUAACCUCCGUCCAAACACACACACACACACACACACACACACACACACACACACACACACAGCCGACCACAGAGCAGGUAUCAGGUUUCACGUCCUCCAGUCCGGACCGGACCACAGAGGACAGACACAGACCUGAUGGGGCCUGGAUCGGGGGGGGUCAGCUAAACAAACAGCUGAAGUCGUUUUAAAGCAGCAGGUUCAGGUCUGGUUUCCCAGCAGUGAAAAUAUAUAAACAUCUUUAUUUUAGGACAACCUCAGCUUCAGUUUAUGGAGGAAAAAGGAUGUAAAUGAGACAGAAGAUUCAGAACCAACAAAGUCAACCAAGAA
Xyrichtys novacula (pearly razorfish) is the source of this 2810-nucleotide messenger RNA. The record is from the annotation of a GenBank genome assembly. NCBI's taxonomy places the organism in Eukaryota, Metazoa, Chordata, Actinopteri, Labriformes, Labridae.